Molecule: messenger RNA, 394 nt
Organism: Staurois parvus
Lineage: Eukaryota; Metazoa; Chordata; Amphibia; Anura; Ranidae
Source: the annotation of a GenBank genome assembly
CCUGUCUCCGUAGGUCAAUCUGGAACUGACCUCUCUGCUUGAUGGGGAAGAUAAAAAAUCUAAAAACAAGCGCGGAGUUCUCCCGAAACAUGCAACCAACAUCAUGCGUUCAUGGCUCUUCCAACACCUGAUGCUGCACUCCAGGCGGAAGCACCCGGACAUACCGCACCCAUACCCAACAGAGGACGAGAAGCGGCAGAUCGCUGCGCAGACCAACCUCACCUUACUGCAAGUCAACAAUUGGUUCAUCAAUGCUCGGCGGCGUAUCCUCCAGCCCAUGUUGGAUGCCAGUAAUCCAGAUCCAGCACCAAAAGCGAAGAAGAUAAAAUCUCAGCACCGGCCAACGCAGAGGUUCUGGCCCAACUCCAUCGCAGCUGGAGUCCUACAGCAACAA